This is a messenger RNA of Naumovozyma castellii, 816 nucleotides long. It is a transcript of the gene LPP1, whose product is annotated as phosphatidate phosphatase LPP1. NCBI's taxonomy places the organism in Eukaryota, Fungi, Ascomycota, Saccharomycetes, Saccharomycetales, Saccharomycetaceae. Bases 1 to 816 code for a protein of 271 amino acids. The record is from RefSeq and is a predicted model, not a curated record. The transcript has a single exon.
AUGGUCACGCUGAAGCACAAAAUGCUCGAAUAUUUUAAACCUUAUGUUGUGAAAUAUAUAGUCGUGACAUUAUGUAUGAUCUUCUUUCUCUACUCCGAGCUGGGGCUCGUACCACGAUCCAAUAACGUCAAAUUCCAACUGAACAACCCUCGCAUCUCCAAAUCAUACGUGGAAGAUGAAGUUGUUGGGGGCAUUGAGUGCAUAUUGAUGAGUGUUCUUAUCAGCACCAGUGUCCUUCUAUGGUAUUGCACCUGGGGGAAGGAAUCUCUGAGGAAACAACAUGGAGCUUGGAUCACCAAUAGACCCGAUUGGAUAAGUAAAGAUUUCCAUUUCAUGCAUGUGAGUCUACUGUGUUUGGCGUUGGUACUAACUAUUAAUGGUGCGUUGACCAAUUCUUUGAAGUUGAUCAUUGGGAACUUUAGACCCGAUUUCUUGGCAAGAUGCAUGCCCAAGGAUGUCACGACAUCAAAGAGUGACUUUUACGGGCUGGAUAUUUGCCAGCAGGAAGAUAAAGGUAUAUUGUAUGAAGGUUUGAAGAGUACGCCCAGUGGACAUUCAAGUUUCAUCACAAGUGGUUUAGGGUUCAUAUUCAUAUGGCAAUCCAAAUAUGUGAUAGGCAAGUAUUGGAGACACAUAUGGUGUCUUAUAUUGAUGGCUAUCGUCAUGAUAUCUAGAAUCACGGAUCACAGACAUCACUGGUACGAUGUCCUUUCAGGCUGCUCGUUAGGGUGCUCUAUAAUAUAUUGUUGUUGGAGAUGGGUCUUCUCGACAAGACCAGGCGCUACGUUACCCAUCCCAGUCUCCAUUCCCAAAUAG